Sycon ciliatum is the source of this 4067-nucleotide messenger RNA. RefSeq lists its product as uncharacterized. The transcript has 16 exons. The coding region runs from base 145 to 3198 and encodes 1017 amino acids. The record is from RefSeq and is a predicted model, not a curated record. Lineage: Eukaryota; Metazoa; Porifera; Calcarea; Leucosolenida; Sycettidae. Gene Ontology annotation, molecular function: protein binding.
GUAUCGGAGUGGCCUUUCCAGGCUUGUGCAAAUUUUCAAGGCGCCCGGAACGCGAUCGGCGGCAUCACUUGUUACGGAGCAUGCAAAGUGCUCUACCAAAGGUGUGAAGUGCGGGGAAAGAGAGCGACGAGCAACAUUUGAAUCAUGCCGAAACCUGCGUCGUUUGCUGCGCACCAGGCCGCCCGGGACGGCGAUAUUAGCGGUCUUGAGCGACUGCUGGACGGUAGCGGAGUGGCGAUCUUCCAGAGCGUGGACGACACUUCAGGGGACACUGCUCUGCACAUUGCGGCCGAGGAAGGCCAGCUUGAGUGCGUUACUUGGCUGUUGCGACAUGGCGACAUUUACUACCAGACCAAGAACACCACUGGCGAAACGCCAGCGCACAAGGCGGCGCUCAAUGGGCACUUGGAUUGUCUGGAGACGCUCAUUGAGUUCGACAAGGAGAAAGCGAGUACGGCAGCAAACAAGGCGAACAACAAGGGCCUGACUUGCCUGCAUAUUGCCAUCAUCCACAACCACAUGGCGGUUAUCAAAUGGCUCCUGGAUCGCUACCAUCCGACGGCAUAUGACAUGAACGAGUUUGGCGCAAUUCACUUUGCCGCCGCACAAGGUAAUGUUGAUAUUCUGAAGCUGCUGACAGAACAUCAAGGAGUUGCCGCAGUCAACAAUAGAGACUUUAAUGGCGCCACACCAGUCUACUUUGCAGCACAGGAAGGUCGGCUAGUUGCUCUUCAGUACCUGGUGACUGAAUGCCCAGGUGAUCCGAGGAUCCGCGCCAACGAUGGCAUGACAGCUGUGCAUGCCGCCACUCAAUUCGGUCACUUGGAGACUGUACAGUGGCUGAUUGGGAAGAUAGGAACCCAUGGCAUUGCAGAACGGACCAACGAUGGUGCUACACCAGUUCACGUUGCUGCAGCCAAAGGCCACAUGCAGCUGCUGCUCUGGUUCUUCGACACACACCCAGAGCCUGGUGCUCUAGCACGACUAUGUGACAAUGCCGAUACAACACCAGCACAUGAUGCAGCAGAGUUCGGACAAGUGGAAGCACUGAAGCUACUAUUACGCCAUGGUGCAGACCUGUUUGCUACAGACCAGGAUGGUGCAAGCCCGUAUUCGCUGGCAACCGAUCAUCAAGGCGAGGAAAUUGACGAAUUUGUGACGCAUUACGCCAGAUCCCAAGGAAUGGAAGCACUGUGCAAGCGCCAGAGUUCACCCAACACAAGUGCACUCGAGGUCCGCGAUAGCAAAAAUACCUCGACGUCAAAACUGAUGUGCGAGGAGGAGGAGGAAGCUAGCACGGCUACAGCUCGCAUGGACGCCAAUGAAGGAGGGGUGGUUUCAGACGGCAGCACUCGACUAACCGUUCAACCUGGUGCUUUGCCCAUGGACUUGAGUGUCAGUGUUGUUCAGCAUUUCUCUAGAGCCGAACACAGCAGUGAAGGAUCUCCGAGUGAAAGUGGUGAUCCAAGCAGGCUCCAAAUGCUCUCAGUAGUGUCGUGCACGCCAUCAGGCCUUCGACCUAAGAAGAGUGUUCAGCUGAAAGUGAACGUUGCCGGAGAGCAGGGAGUUGCUGGCGGCGUGCCCGGUAAACACGAGCUUCGAGUAAUUCGUACGCCAGGACAGUUAUCACGUAGUUCAACAGCCUCUCCGCCACAAGUCAACGACAUCACGGAUAAUUGUAAUAUUGAUGCUGAUGCUGAAACUGGCAUUGCGACAAUGAACAUAACUGACUUUGAUGACAUCAGUAUCCUGAGGAUGAACCCAACGACCAGUAGUUUGAGUGUUGCCAAUGGAAACGGUGACGGUAGUGGUGGUGGUGGUGGCAAUAUGGGCUGCCUUACCGAUGCCGAUUGCUGCCAGGUGUUAGGCUUCAUCUCUUCGUCAACCUCCAGCACGGUCAUGGUGAAGGUGUUUUUCCGCUGGUUCCAUCCUACGAUGGGCGAGCUCCGCAUUGGAUUUGGUGCCACCGAGGAUCAAUUUGGUGCCUUUAAUGCUGCGCAUGACGUGAAGUCCUUCCAAAUGAAGCCCCUCAAGCUGACCUCCAGUGACACCUUCCAGGUGAAAGUGCUUGUACGCGAUGAUGACUGGAUGAUUCCAGAGGACCAGCUUAAGACCUGUGAGGACCAGAUUUGCAGCCUUAAAGCUGAGGAGAUCUCUCUGGAAGUCGUCCGACGGGUCGAUUUGAGCGACAGCACCACCUCCGACAAACCCGUGGUUAUCCGCCUUGAACUCGUUGUGGACUCGAGAACAGGGAAGAAAACCCAUGCCAGGUCCUUCGAUCUUCCUCCCCCUCCACUGCCUCAGCGCAAAGGCCAGCGACUCUCACAGGCUGCAAGUGGACCGUGGGCAGACGAGCGGUUCCCGGCCGAGUUCUACUGCGGCUGGAUCAAGCUGAUCGACGAGAGAAUCCUGAGAGACCUUUCUGUUGAAUGUAAACUGUUGAAAGGCGGCAUAAUCAAUGACCUAGUGGCGGCAACGGGCAAGCCACGUGAACACGCUCAGCUCUAUCUGGACCAUAUUACACCACUUGGCGAGGACACGUUUGACAAGUUUCUGGCCGUUGUUGAAAAGGUCUACAAACAUAAAGUCCGCGACUUUGAAGAACUGAGGGAGCCCGGUUCACUGGCUGACUUGAAGGAGAAACGUAAAAAUCCAUGGUGCGAUGAGCGGUUCUUCUCACACGAUCUGAGUCAGUGGAUAGUACAGUUGAAUCCCCAGCGACUGCAGAAUGAAGCCAGGAGGAAAAGGAUGUGGUGCAGGAAGUUUGAGACAGGGCUUUAUGAGCUGAGACACUCACAGCAGCUUCACAACGAGAAGUUCAUCCGCUACAUGACGCCCGGUGAGCAUGUUACAUUUGAGAAGUUCCUCGAGAUCGUCGAGGUCUUCAACAAGGACAAGGUUGAGAAGUUCAGGGAGCUGCUCUCUGAAGCGAAAACGCAGCGGACAAGAGGAGAGGUGAGAAAAACGGUAGUCGAUCCCGCUUCUCCUCUGGUUGAGUCGCCAUGCAUCCCUCCCAGCCAACCCACCGCAGGUGACCAUACCCAGGAGCCACCGACCGGUGAAGCCGAGAGCGGGAAAUCUGGGCCAGCGUUGUCUCCUCGGCCGACUAAAUCUGAGCAUGAUGAUGUCGAUUCCUUAUUGGUUGAUGAUGACUCUGAUGAUGAUUCGUCGAUGUCUAGUUGCUGUCGCUGCUGCUAAUCACCCUAAUCACUGGAACAUCCGUGCCAUCCACCAAACUAUUGCGCUGAUUAUUCAUGCGCCACUUCCCCACCAAGGUGUCAAGUGGUAUCACUUUCUCUAUGGGCUAUACAGUGCAGUACAAUGUACAUACUGAGUCCUAGAGUCAGCCUCCAGCCUCCAGGUGAUUGCGUAGAGCAAGGCGUGAUCUGUGAAGAGAGAACUCAUAAUUCUAAUCAUUUCAAAGUAUUUCAAAACGAAGUCAGGAUCGCAAGCAUCAACAAAAUUUCACACAUCCAGUCCAAGCGCAGAGACAGCAUAUUUUCUUUCUACUUGUGUACACAAAGUUCAGGAUCCAACUUAUGAAUUUACAGAGCUUCUAAGACAGCCAAAUGCAACAUACAUCAUCACCACAUAACAAUACUGAGAAAACAUUAUUACUGUGCAACUCACAACAAUUCGUACAAUCAUGUUGGCAGAUGUAGCUUAAUUAAUGCACGACGUGCGAUUCUUUGCUCCGAUGGUUGUUGUCUCCUCCAAUGUCCCGUCAUCUCGCCUCUUCGCGGCAACAUCAAUACCCAUCUCUGCCCCUUUUUCGUGGCCUUCCACGUUUUCUGACACUAGCCAUUGUGGGUGUCCAGUGUCCUUGCAGCUACGUGAACCGAGAGAAAAUGUGUUGUCUCUGCAAUUGUUUAGGUGUAAACAAUGUUCCAUAAUUUGCACACUAUGUUGUAUAUGAUGUUGUCAUUAUCAUUUUCCUUUAAAGUUUGUGUCGUUCUGAACUUGAUAAUUUUCCACCUUGUCAUGAGUGUUGUUAUCUCAUUAUCUUUAUCCUAUAUACCCUAUGGUCUAUAGGGCUGGAAAGUGAUGACGUCAAAAACGGCCUGGGA